Messenger RNA from Diachasmimorpha longicaudata, 1917 nucleotides. It is a transcript of the gene CCT7, whose product is annotated as T-complex protein 1 subunit eta. The record is from RefSeq and is a predicted model, not a curated record. Gene Ontology annotation, cellular component: chaperonin-containing T-complex. Lineage: Eukaryota; Metazoa; Arthropoda; Insecta; Hymenoptera; Braconidae. Gene Ontology annotation, biological process: protein folding. The coding region runs from base 138 to 1766 and encodes 542 amino acids. The transcript is spliced from 5 exons. Gene Ontology annotation, molecular function: ATP-dependent protein folding chaperone; ATP binding; ATP hydrolysis activity.
AGCGACUGAAGAAGUCGAAUCAGAACCGUCACGAUAUAUCGAUAGUUCGUCAUACGGAAGACGGAACACUCUUACAUUCAUCCCAAGUUUGCGGCAUUUCGUGAGUUUCGUCUCGUUUGUGACAUCGAAUUAAAAAAAUGCAACCCCAAAUAAUUUUGUUGAAAGAGGGUACUGACUCGAGUCAGGGUAAGGCCCAACUGAUAUCGAACAUAACGGCAUGUCAAAUGGUGGCUGACGCUGUGAGGACGACUCUGGGCCCUCGUGGAAUGGACAAACUCAUCGUGGACCAAAAUGGCAAGAGCACCAUUUCCAAUGAUGGUGCGACAAUCCUCAAACACCUCGACAUUGUUCAUCCAGCUGCGAAGACACUUGUGGACAUCGCCAAGUCUCAGGAUGCUGAGGUAGGCGAUGGAACCACCACUGUUGUCCUCCUAGCCACAGAAUUCCUGAAGCAGAUGAAGCCCUUCGUGGAGGAGGGUGUUCACCCCUGUAUAAUCAUCAAAGCCUUCCGCGAAGCCAUGCAAAUGGCUCAGCAGAUCUUUCAAGACGCCAAUAGACACCUCAAGGACGAUUUCCAGGCCGACAAACGAAAAAUCCUCGAGAUGUGCGCAGCAACGGCCAUGAACUCAAAGCUCAUCCACCAACAGAAAGACUUUUUCAGCAAAAUGGUUGUCGACGCUGUGAUGCAGCUCGGCGAGCUCCUCCCCAUGAACAUGAUCGGCAUAAAGAAAGUGUCCGGUGGUGCCCUUGAGGAUUCACUUCUGGUGGCUGGAGUGGCCUUCAAGAAGACCUUCUCCUACGCUGGCUUCGAGAUGCAACCGAAGAAGUACUCCCCCUGUAAAAUUGCCCUCCUCAACAUCGAAUUGGAGCUGAAAGCUGAGAGAGACAAUGCUGAAGUCAGAGUUGAUAACGUCGCUGAGUAUCAGAAGGUCGUUGACGCCGAGUGGCAGAUCCUCUACCAAAAAAUGGCGAAGAUCUACGACAGCGGCGCAAAAGUUGUCCUCUCGAAACUACCCAUUGGGGAUGUGGCAACCCAGUACUUCGCCGACAGAGACAUGUUCUGCGCUGGCAGAGUCCCCGAGGAGGACCUCAAGAGGACCAUGCAAGCCUGCGGAGGGGCUGUUAUCACCACCGUCGAUGGUAUCUCUGCCUCAGUGCUGGGUACGUGCGAGUCCUUCGAGGAGAAACAGAUCGGUGGGGAGAGGUUCAACUUCUUCACUGGAUGCCCCAACGCCAAGACAUGCACAUUCGUACUCCGGGGUGGUGCUGAACAGUUUCUGGAGGAGACUGAGAGGUCUCUCCACGAUGCUAUCAUGGUCGUCAGAAGAAUGAUGAAGAAUGACGCCAUUGUGGUUGGAGGUGGAGCCAUUGAGAUGGAGUUGUCGAAAACGCUGAGGGGUCAUUCGAGAAAUAUGACUGGCAAGAAACAGCUCAUCACAGCAGCUAUUGCAAAGGCUCUUGAGAUUAUUCCGAGACAACUCUGUGAUAAUGCUGGCUUCGAUACCGCGAACAUCCUCAACAAACUGCGACAGAAACAUCACCGGGGCGAUCUUUGGUACGGAGUUGAUAUCAACGCUGAGGACAUUGCUGAUAACCUGCGCGCCUGCGUCUGGGAGCCAGCUAUGAUCAAGAGGAAUGCACUGACAGCUGCUGGAGAAGCUGCCUGCUUGAUUCUCUCAGUCGACGAGACCAUCAAGAGCCCUAGCUCUGGAAACGAUGGUGCUCCCCAGAUGCCUGUUGGCCGUGGCAUUGGGAGACCCAUGUAAACAUCAUCAACUCCACCAUCUACUCCUCGAGUAUUACUUGUUUUAAUCUAAUGCUGCAUUUGCCGAAUUCCAUUCACCAUUCGCUGAAAUAUUAAUCGGAUUUUUUUGUAUUUCUCGCAGAGCUGAGGAAAUAAAACAUUUUGUAAUUGCA